AUGAAACAGUCAACUUUUCCAGAUCUGGACAAAGCACUCUCUGAAUGGUUCUGCAAGGUUCAAGCCAUGAAUAUCCCUGUUAGUGGACCACUCUCACAAGAAAAGACCAAGUAUUUUGCAGAACAGUUGGGACAUGAGAACUUCAAGGCAAGUAAUGGCUUUCUGGAUAAGUUCAAGGAAAGACACGGAAUUACAGGCCAGGCUGUAUGUGGUGAAGAGAAGAGUGUAGAUCCCGGUAUUGUUGAAACUUGGAGUGAGCAUCUCUGGGAUAUUUGCUGCAGCUACAGUAUGAAAGAUCACUUGAAUGCUUACGAAACUGGAGUUAUGUGGAAAGCUACCCCGACUCAAACACGAAACUUGAGUGGAGAAAAAUGCACUGCUGGUAAGAAAAGUAAAGAUCGCGUGACAGUGCUUUUGGCCCGCAACCAGGAUGGCACAGAGAAGCUACCCCUUUUGGUGAUAGGAAAAGAUGCUAAACCCAGAUGUUUUAAGCACAGUAACAUGAAUUUGCUUCCUCUCACCUAUUAG
This is a messenger RNA of Orbicella faveolata, 528 nucleotides long. RefSeq names its product tigger transposable element-derived protein 4-like. The record is from RefSeq and is a predicted model, not a curated record. NCBI's taxonomy places the organism in Eukaryota, Metazoa, Cnidaria, Anthozoa, Scleractinia, Merulinidae.